Molecule: messenger RNA, 711 nt
Organism: Fraxinus pennsylvanica
Lineage: Eukaryota; Viridiplantae; Streptophyta; Magnoliopsida; Lamiales; Oleaceae
Source: the annotation of a GenBank genome assembly
AUGAUGGAGCUUAAUCGUAGUUACGGAGUUGAAAACAAAAUUACUGCUGGAAAUAUUCAGCAUGAAUUUUGGCCAUUGGAUGUAAUAGAUCCAACAAAAGCAAAGUUCCCGUGUUGCAUUAUUUGGACACCUCUACCUGUAGUGUCAUGGUUGGCACCUUUCAUUGGACAUGUUGGCAUAUGCCUGGAGGACGGUACCAUUAUAGAUUUUUCGGGAUCCAACCUUGUUAACAUUGAUGAUUUUGCGUUUGGUUCUGUUGCCAGAUACCUUCAACUAGACCGAAAGCAGUGCUGCUUUCCUCCAAACCUCGCUGGACAUACAUGCAAGCAUCGCUACAAGCAUGCCGAGUACGGCUCUGCAAUCACCUGGGAUGAUGCCAUUCAGUCAGCUGUACGUAACUUUGAUCACAAAUCGUACAAUCUUUUCACUUGCAACUGCCACUCAUUCGUCGCAAAUUGCCUGAACCGGAUUUGCUAUGACGGAUCAAUGAGUUGGAACAUGAUAGAUGUUGCUGCUCUUAUAUUAUUCAAGGGGACAUGGGUUGAUAGCUUUUCUGUCUUAAGAUCAUUUUUACCUUUCAUGGUGGUGCUAUGCUUGGGUGUAUUCAUGGCUGGAUGGCCGUUUAUGAUUGGAUUAUUUUCCUUUUCACUUCUACUCAUUGGAUGGUUUUUGUUGGGCACAUAUUGUUUUAAAAACCUGUUAGAAUGUUAG